GGUGUGGCAAUCGGCGAGCCCCAGGCCCGAGCCCCCCGAAAGCCCCAAAAAAGCAGCGCUCGCGGCAGGCGCGCCGAGUGUCGCCCUCGCGUGGCGCACUCGGCAACCGCGGGUCAGGUCUUUUACCCCGUUGGCGGCGCACGGGAGGAGAGGCAGACGCACGGAGCAGGGACACGAGUCCGAGAGAGCGGUGCGCGAUAUGACGCCGGCCGCCAAAAAGAAGGGCAAGUACGACGCCAAGUUCAAGCUGCAGGUGAUCCACUUCGCCGAGCGGUUCAGCAACCGGGCCGCGGGCUCCAAGUUCGGCCUGAACGAGUCCACCAUCCGCGGCUGGCGCAAGGUGAAGCGGGUGCCCAGCGGCGCGCUGGUCGUCCCUGCCGCCUCGUGCUGCGCGCUGCCCCCGCACGCCCCGGCCCCGGCCGUGGCCCCGAGACGGACCCCCGAACUUGCCAACGCGCUACCGCACGAGCCGGCACGUGCGGACGCGAUCCCGGCGCCCGCCGACGGGCCGCUCCUUUACCGGAAGUGUGAGCAGCCGCGCGAGCCGGUGGCCGCCGCGGCUGAGCCGGCGUCUCCGCCAACUCCGCCGCCCGCGCGGACUUUCCUGCCGACGGUGCGGCCCAGCGGCCCGCGCCGCGUGCUCGUGCGACGCUCCCAGCUGAUGACGGACGGCGGGUUCCCCGAGCUGACCGUGCCCUUCACCGUGAUCGCCGAGAAGGCGCUCCGGGCGCUCUACCAGCAAAAGCAGCAGCACCACGUCGUCGCGCAGCACGAGUCGUCCUACCAGGCGCCCCACAUGGGAGGCGGCUGCGUGACCACGAACCGCGAGGUGUUCGCCAGCUUUUUGGGACUGACACCCAACAGACUCGUGGACAACGUGACGUGACGCUUGCGCGUGCCCUUUUUUGGGGGGAGUACGGUGAGGGGGGGUCCGGAGGGGACUUUGGCACAGGUCGUAGUCACGUGGUCACUUGUGCCAAGUCGGCUGUCCCGCGGGGACGUUUUGCGAGAUUGCUAACGACGCGAAAGAAGAUAUAUGAAGAAAAAAAACACAUAUUUACGCGCGCGAACGGUUCACUACUUACAACACAACAAGUGCAAUACUUUCUUUUAUAUUUCUUUUUUAUUAUUAUAUGCGAGGAAGCGAUCAGCUUUCGUGCGCGAUCGCACCGGCAAAACUCGUAGACCGGCGGUGAGGGACACUUACUAACUGUAUGCCUACGCACGUGGGCAACAAAAUCUUUCGCGCUCGCAAUCUCAGAGAAAUGCAUCGACACGUGCCACGCUCCAGCUCGGGUUCUAUCUUUCAAACAAGAGCAGAACCGGUAAAAAAAAAACGUAUACUUAUAUAUUUAUAUGUAUAUACAUGGUUCGUAGAGUGGUUCUUGUAUUGCAGCCAAACCUUUUCUGCUAGCUCUUUACAAACAAUCGCACCAUCUUGCCUUUUUGCCACUUGUUUUCCUGAAGUCCAAUCCUACGCUGUGUCGUGCCCCACAAUGUAGUCCGGCAUUUUUACAAUGCAAUAUUAUAGACGAAUGGUUUUGUUAAUGGGACAAAGUACCAAAAGCCUGAAGAAAUCUGUUAAACUCUUUGCUCAACUUUUUGCUUGAGUGUUUGCACGACAAGCACUGACGUGUCCCUCGACUAGUAUGUAUCUUUGCCCAUUUGGCUUCUAGGUGCUAUGGUGGGACGAUGCCUCGAUCCUGCGUCUUCCUCCUUUGAGCAGUCAAACUGCCUUCAUUUCUUGCCUCCUAUCUGUUUUUGUCGGAUAAUUCGAGUCUUCCAUGGGACAUUCUACAUUCCAGCACGCCUGUCCCUCCCUCACAACGAAGCGCUCGUGCAAACCUUUGUUUUUUUUUCUUCUCGCGCUGUGAAGCGCGUUUCAUAGUCAAACCGACGUGUCUUUGUCUCCUUACUGCUGUUUUGCCAGCUGUGCAAAUCUCACAAGUGCAUUAAAAGAGACUGCUAAAA
Messenger RNA from Ixodes scapularis (black-legged tick), 1971 nucleotides. RefSeq lists its product as uncharacterized. The transcript has a single exon. Lineage: Eukaryota; Metazoa; Arthropoda; Arachnida; Ixodida; Ixodidae. The coding region runs from base 200 to 886 and encodes 228 amino acids. The record is from RefSeq and is a predicted model, not a curated record.